This is a messenger RNA of Antechinus flavipes (yellow-footed antechinus), 3511 nucleotides long. It is a transcript of the gene TAF9B, whose product is annotated as TATA-box binding protein associated factor 9b. Gene Ontology annotation, cellular component: transcription factor TFIID complex; SAGA complex. Gene Ontology annotation, molecular function: RNA polymerase II general transcription initiation factor activity; transcription coactivator activity; protein heterodimerization activity. The record is from RefSeq and is a predicted model, not a curated record. The coding region runs from base 64 to 906 and encodes 280 amino acids. NCBI's taxonomy places the organism in Eukaryota, Metazoa, Chordata, Mammalia, Dasyuromorphia, Dasyuridae. Gene Ontology annotation, biological process: DNA-templated transcription initiation; RNA polymerase II preinitiation complex assembly. The transcript has 8 exons.
GCGGGGCCUAUAUAAAGAGAGAGCUCCCGUUGCCCGGCACCGGAAGUCUAGCUGUCGAGUACCAUGGAGCCGGCUAAGAUGGCAUCUCCCAAGAGCGGGCCAAAGGAUGCUCUGGUGAUGGCACAAAUCCUGAAGGAUAUGGGAAUUACAGAUUAUGAGCCAAAAGUAAUCAAUCAGAUGCUGGAGUUUGCCUUCCGAUAUGUAACAACAAUUUUGGAUGAUGCAAAAAUUUAUUCAAGCCAUGCUAAGAAAGCCACUGUUGAUGCAGAUGAUGUGCGAUUGGCAAUCCAGUGUCGAUCUGAUCAGUCUUUUACUUCCCCUCCCCCAAGAGAUUUUCUAUUAGAUAUUGCAAGACAAAAAAAUCAAACCCCUUUACCAUUGAUUAAGCCAUAUUCAGGACUUAGACUCCCACCCGACAGAUACUGUUUAACAGCACCAAACUACAGACUUAAGCCUUUACCAAAAAAGGAAGGGCCCCACUCAUCACAUCAAGAUAUCUUCCCUUCCUGCCUAAAAUGCCAUCACUGCAGAUGUCUUUCAGGGCCUGCUGCAGCUGGAAGGAUAACUGUUCCCCGCCUGAGUGUUGGUGCUGUUAGCAGCAGACCCAGCACUCCUACUUUGGGUACCCCAUCUGCACAGUCAGUUGCCGUUUCAACUAAAGUUGGGGCCCCUGUGUCAGUGCCAGGUCAGAGGUUCACUGUGCAGAUACCACCCUCCCAGUCUGCUGCUGCCAAACCAGCUGUUCCUGCAGCUCCUGCUGUUCAGAAUGUUCUGAUCAACCCUUCUCUGAUUGGGCCAAAGAACAUCCUCAUCACCACUAACGUGGUAUCACAGAACACCCCUGUCGAGUCACCAAAUGCAUUGAAAAGAAAACAUGAAGACGACGACGAUUAUGACAAUUUGUAAACGGCAUCACCCGACAGCCUCAAUGCAUUUGUAAACGGCAUCACUUGACAGCCUCGAUGCAUUUCUAAAGUAUAAAUAGUUUGAAACGUAACUGUAACCAUGAUAAAUUCAUAGAAAACAAAUAAGUGUUUAAGUAAAAAGUAAUGUAGUUGUAAAACUUUUUCUGCUGUUAAGAUUGUUGAACUUUAGUAGGAUCAUAAAUGUUUUUCAUUAGAAGUUGCAUGCAAACAAUAAAAUUAUAAUUCAUCAAUUUAUUCAUCAUUUCAUUAUGUUGGGAAGAUGAAAGGUCUAUUAAAUAUUGAAUCAUUUAUAAAACUAUAGUAUGUAGUCAGUCCUAAGCAUAAUUUCAGUCUUUUGAAAUUGUAACCAUGUGUCAUUUUAGAAAAAAAUUUUGUAGUGAAUAACCUUAAACUGUGUUAAGGUGGAUAAACAGUUGAGUUGCCCACAUACAACCCCAACCUAGCAGUUUUUUCCCUGGAUUCUUUAGCCUUUUUUUUUAAACCUCUGCUAACUUUUGCAUUUUGGGAGCCCAAAUUGAACAUAGUGCUUAAGAGCCCAAUAUGAAGAAAGAAGAGUAAAAGGUUUGACUAUGAUCCAAAACAGAUGCCAUUAAUAAACCUCAAAUGUGGUAUCACACUGCGGUUUUUUAAUUGGGUCCUCAAUGUCACUUUUUUACAUAUCUUUGAUGACCCAUUCCAAGUAUCAGAUUAUUCUUGCAAGUAAUUAUUCUACAAGCCUGAUAUUCAAUUGAUCACCUUGAAAUCUUGGACUUUUCUAUCCCUGACUAGUCCAUUGUAUGAAGUUCAUUCAAGUUCUGUCAUUUUGCAAAAUUUCACCAAACCUUACAUAGAUUUCAACAGUUUCUACAACUUGUACUGAGUUGGUUUUCUAUGUUCCAAGUUGGGAUGGUCGCCUAGCUCGGAGGACAAAGCACCUCCAAUUUCAAGAUGCUCUCAGACAUACCAAUACUUAAGUCAGAACUGACAAAUGUGGGAUACCUGUAAUCCUUUCAGCCUCCUUCCCCCACACCUGGAUCGGUUCUCUUCAAGGUGGAUUUGCCCACCUGAUCGUUCUACUCCAAACCACAUUAGUGAUACUAUCAUGUGGGAUGAAAUCAAAUUCUUAAAAGUACAAGUACAUUCUCUUGCCUCUUCAUUAUCUAUAAGGCAAGUCAAAGGAAAAAAAAAAUGCACCUAAAUCCAAGUUCAAUUUAUGUCAACUUAUCAAAAAUGGAUGUAUUUUGGUUCUCUUCGAAGAUAUCUGAAAAAUCUUUUCAGAUUCAAAAAAAUUGAAAAUUAUUUUCAAUAUGAAAGAAUUGAUUCAAUAGUCUGAGAUGCAAUUUUUUUUUUUUUUGCUGAGGCAAUUGGUUUAAGUGACUUGCCCAGAGUCACACAGCCAGGAAGUAUUAAGUGUCUGAGGCCAUACUGGAAUUCAGGUCCUUCUGACUUCAGGCUGGUACUCUGUUAUCCACUGUGCUACCUACCUGUCCCUAAGACCUCAAUAUUGAAAUGAAAUCCAUUCCAACAAUUUUUUAAAGAAUUAUUUUUUCAGGAUGACUAGAAAUAGUCAUUCAAGUCAAUCUUGGAGGACAUAGUCAAAUCUCCCAAACUUGUACCAUGUAGCAGUUAAUAUUAGUACCCCUGACCUUUUGAUUGUCAGCCUAAGGGCCUCAUAAAAGGCCUACUAACGUUCUGAAGACUAGAGGGGACAAAGAAUGAUUAAUCUACAGGAAUAGCAGUAAACUAUGUUAAUAUGAGGUGUCUGGAGAAGAAAUGAGUAUAUGACAAAGAUGAAUGCCAGAGGAAGGGGAAGAUGGCAGAUAAACUGAAAUAUCAGGUGAUAAUGUACAAAUAGAUUCUUACCAGCCUUUGUUAGAUAAUAUUCCAUCCCAGGCAAGAAAUCGGCAUCCCCAUAUUUAAAGCCAUGAUUCAAAAGAACAAAUCUCAUUCUGUUAGCCCAUGCUUCACUUCCCAAUUCCAUUUUUUUCUCUUCUGCAUCCCUUGCCUUCAGUGGUAACAGUAAGGAAAAUAUCAACAACCUGCACUCAUAUAGUCCAAAAUUUAGUGCCCAAGACUUCACAGUACUUUUAGGCCCCUUUUGGCAGCAUCACGUCUAUCCACAUUAAUCAACAAAUGGAUAAUUCCAUUUCACCAAGUCUUACACACACACACAGAAGACCAUAGUUGCCUCUAUUGUUAUUAGAUCAAAUAGAAGGAAAUGUAUUUCUCUUCAAAGUUUUAUCAACUAAAUAGAGGGCAUAAUUCAAAAGACUAGAUAUUUUCAGUGAUUACAAAAUUAGCACCCGUGAAAUAAAUAGAAAAACACUGAAAAUUUUUAAAAUUGUGAAAAGACUACCCAAACUAAUGAACCAAAAUCACCAAACACCACUGUUUUGCUAGAUGACCUCUUCCCCAGUAGUUUCUGUGGUUGUUUUAUCUCAUUUCUUCCUCCUCACAGUAUCCAGUAUCCUCCCUGAGCCCUUAAAAACUGCAACUCGUUUCCUAACUUUGUAUGUAGCUGUCUUCCUUUUCUCCCCCCUCUGUUAAAUGUUUCCUUGUUCUUUCAUUUUCUGAGUUCCUAAUAAAGGUCUAUUGUUUCUCCUGAA